Messenger RNA from Aspergillus melleus, 1466 nucleotides. RefSeq lists its product as uncharacterized. The record is from RefSeq and is a predicted model, not a curated record. Bases 303 to 1088 code for a protein of 261 amino acids. Lineage: Eukaryota; Fungi; Ascomycota; Eurotiomycetes; Eurotiales; Aspergillaceae. The transcript is spliced from 3 exons. Gene Ontology annotation, molecular function: O-methyltransferase activity.
UCAUCCCCGCCGCAUUUAUCCAUCGAUCAGGCUUUCUGUUCGAAGACCGUUCCUUCAAACAACGAUCAUGGAUUUUGCACUCAUAGACCAUCUGCUGUCGCAGGCAAAGGCCUCCAUUGAUGAAUUCCAGUCUAAUGGCGUCGAAGACUCCCGUAUCGAAGCCCACGAAAAGGUGCUGCAGCUGGCACGGGCACUGGAAAAGCCGAGGGAUGCUAUUCUGAAGCUUUCAUUUUCUGUGAGUUUCUUGUGGCCAGUGUUCUACGGGGUUUUCUGACUGCUUGAGGGAGUAGCCUACGGUGCUCAUGGCCGUUAAGGUGGCCCAUGAUAUGAAUAUUUUCCCAGUACUCACAAAGUCAGCUACUCAAGUAUCUGUGAAGGAGCUGGCGGCCGCGAAACCAGCGGAUCCGUUGUUAGUCGAACGUAUCAUGCGCCUCCUCGUCUCGAACGGCUUCGCUGAAGAGCCAGAACCCUGCAAAUAUCUUCCCACUCCGCUAUCCGAAGAAAUGACCCGACGAACAUCAAUUGGUGUCGUGGAAUCUUUAUUCCUCGAGUUCCUCCCCUCCAUCCAGAAAACGCCCGAAUACCUACAAUCUACCGGAUACCGCAACCCAGAAGACCCGCUGCACGCACCUCUCCAAUACACCAACAACAUCGAAGGAGAUGGGUUUGCCUGGCUCUGCGAGAAUCCCGCGGCAUUGUCGCGCUUUAAUAGCUUCAUGGAAGGUCAGCGCGCCAAUCGUGCAUUCUGGGGCGACUGGUUCCCCGUUCGUGAGGUCAUCCUCAAUGAGCCGGGCUUAAGCGCCGAUCGCCCCCUACUCGUUGAUAUUGGUGGUGGUCGCGGACAUGAUUUGCUGGAGUUCAAGGCCCGAUUCCCAGACGCGCAGGGAAAGCUGGUUCUUGAAGAUUUGCCGUCUGUGAUCGAUGAGGUUCGGCAGGCGAAUGAUCUUGAAGCUGUGGGGAUUGAGACGGUGAAUUAUGACUUCUUUGCCGAAGCGCAGCCAGUUCUAGGUUUGUUUCCUCCCACUCUACUUUUUUUCUCAGUUGGACUUACAAUGAUGAAUUGCAGGUGCCCGUGUCUACUACUUUAAAUAUGUCCUUCACGACUGGUCCGACGAGAAGGCCCAUAUUAUAUUCGACCAUUUGAAAAAGGCCAUGGUGCCUGGGUACUCGAAAGUGUUGAUCGAGGAGUAUAUCCUUCCUGACAGGAACGCGCGCGCAGUCAAUGGAAUGACGGACAUGGCUGUCAUGGUGUUCUGUGCAGGGCUGGAGCGCACACGACAGCGAUGGUUAAACUUGCUAGAGUCUGUAGGUCUACGAGUGAAUAAGUUCUGGACGCGUGGUGGAGAUGCGCUGGGGAUCAUCGAGGCAGAGAUCCCGCUGGACCAGAAUGGGACAGAGCACAUUGAUAGAAGGCUUGCAUGAGACUCGGAAAGCUAAAUGACUUGUUGUUUUAGUACAGUUACAGA